UCUAUUUAAUCUAUUUGCAGAAAUCUAUAAAAAGAAGUGUUGCUGCUGAACGACUUCACAUACGAGUUUUAAACAUGAGAGCAGUGGCUGUUUUGGGAUUAAUAACAAUUGGCGUUGCCUUAACAAACGCCUAUGGCGUUAGUUUGGGCGGAAGCUUGGGAGGUUUGGGAGGAGGCCUAAAUGUUGGUUUAGGCUCUGGAGGUGGUUAUGGCGGCCAUAAUCAUGGUGGUAUAGGCGGUGGUUUUGGCGGGGCUAGUUCUUCUAGUUUUGCUUCUGCUUCAUCUUCUGCCUCUGCUGGAGGCUUUGGCGGUGCUGGUCAUGGUCAUGGCGCUGCUGGCAGUUAUGGCGGCAGCGGCUCUUAUGGUGGUGGUAUUGGAAGUUCGUCCACAUCAUCAUCUGUAUCUGCUGGUGGUUCUAUUGGCGGAGGCCACAAACAUGGUCACAAAGGAAAUGCCUUUGGUCAUGGUGCUGGUGCAUCUGGUUCUGCUGGUUUAGGCCUUGGUCUAGGUCUUGGCAAUGGCAAUGCUUUUGGUCACCAAGGUGGUGCUUUUGGCUCUGCUGGUGCUGGUCAUGGUCUCGGUAAUGGAAACGGCAAAGGAAAUGCUCAUGGACACCAUAAAGGAGGUUCUGGUUCAGUUGGUUUAGGCGGUGGUUAUGGUGCCGGUCACUCAUCUGGUGCCAAUCUAGGCGGAGGCUUAGGUAUUGGUGGUGGUCAUGGUCAUAGUGCUGGUGGUUCAUCACACACCUCCUCUUCUACAACAAGUACAGUAAGUGGUGGCUUUGGAGCUGCAGGUGGUCACAAAGGUGGUUAUGGUGCCGGAGGAUCCAUUGGAGGCGGUCAUGGCCAUUCGGGCAGUUCGACAGCAGGUGCUUCAGCUGGUGCUAGCGGCAGUAUUGGUGCUGGUUUAGGUGCCGGUCAUGGUGGUCAUGGUCAUAAUGCUGGCGGUUCAUCUCAUACCUCCUCUUCUACAACAAGCACUGUAAGUGGUGGCUUUGGUGCUGCAGGUGGCCACAAAGGUGGUUAUGGUGCCGGAGGAUCCAUUGGAGGCGGUCAUGGCCAUUCGGGCAGUUCAACAGCAGGUUCUUCAGCUGGUGCAGGCGGCAGUAUUGGUGCUGGUUUAGGUGGCGGUAUUGGUGGAGUUCACAAAGACAGUCAUGGCGGACAUGGUCACUCUCAUGGUCAUGGGGUACAUGGACAUGAACAUGGUGCUGGUCAUGCUGCUGGCGGAUCAUCAGGCGGUUCAGCCGGAGGAAGCUUUGGUGCUGGUCACAAUGGUGUUCAUGGUGCUGGAGGCUCCAGUGUAGGCAGUGGCUUUGGAUCGGGUAGUGGUGGUCAUGGUGGCAGUCACACGACAGGUGGUAGUAGCUCUACUCAUACCUCAUCUGGAAGUGCCGCAGCUGGAGGUAGCUUAGGUGGUAGUAUUGGAGGUGGUCAUAAAGGCGGUUAUGGUGCUGGUCAGUCUGGAUCAUCAUCAACUAGUGGCUCUAAGGUAACUGGUCAUGGAACUGGCCAUAGUUCUGGAAGUGCUGGAGCUAAUGGAAAUGCUGGAGCUGGUGCAGGCAUUGGUGGUGGUUUUGAUAGCGGUUCUAUUUCCAAGGUGAAUUCUGGUUCCCUAAGCUCAGGUGCUUCAGCCGGAGCUGGUGCAAAUGCUGGUCUUGGAGUUGGAAUUGGAGGUGGUCUUUCUGGAUCUCAGGGUUCCAGUGGAUCAUUUGGUUCUUCCGGUUCAUCAGGAUCUUUGAGCUCAGGCAGUGCUGGUGCUUCAGCAGGAGCUGGUAUUGGUGGUGGUCUUUCGGGAUCACAGGGAUCGUCUUCCAGUGGAGCAUUUGGUUCUUCCGGUUCUUCUGGUUCUUUGAGCUCAGGCAGUGCUGGUGUUUCAGCAGAUGCUGGUGCUAAUGCCGGUCUUGGUGUCGGUAUUGGUGGUGGUCUUUCUGGCUCACAGGGAUCUUCUGGUUCUUCAGGUUCCUUUGGAUCUUCUAGUGCUAACGCUGGUCUCGGAGUUGGUAUUGCUGCUGGACUUUCUGGUUCAAAAGGAUCCUCUUCUAGUGGAUCAUUCGGUUCUUCCGGUUCAUCUGGAUCUUUGAGCUCUGGCAGUGCAAAUGCUGGUGCUGGAGCUAAUUCUGGUCUCGGAGUUGGUAUUGGUGCUGGACAAGGAUCAUCUUCUAGUGGAUCAUUCGGUUCUUCAGGAUCAUCUGGAUCUUUGAGCUCAGGUAGUGCAAAUGCUGGUGCAAAUGCCGGUCUUGGUUUUGGUAUUGGUGCUGGUCUUUCUGGAUCAAAGGGAUCAUCUUCUAGUGGAUCAUAUGGAUCAUCCGGUUCAUCUGGUUUAGUGAGCUCAGGUGGUGCAAAUGCUGGUGCUUCAGCAGGUGCCAACGCUGGUCUAGGAGUUGGUAUUGGUGCUGGACUUUCUGGCUCACAAGGAUCAUCUUCAAGUGGAUCAUUUGGUUCUUCAGGAUCAUCUGGAUCUUUGAGCUCAGGUAAUGCAAAUGCUGGUGCAAAUUCCGGUCUUGGAUUUGGUGCUGGUCUUUCUGGUUCACAGGGAUCAUCUUCUAGUGGCUCAUUUGGAUCUUCCGGUUCAUCGGGAUCUUUAAGUUCUGGUAGUGCUGGAGCUUCAGCAGGCGCUGGUGCAAAUGCCGGUCUUGGAGUUGGUAUCGGUGCUGGACUUUCUGGUUCACAAGGAUCAUCUUCCAGUGGAUCAUUCGGUUCUUCAGGAUCGGGAUCUUUGAGCUCAAGUGGUGCAAAUGCUGGUGCCUCCUCAGAUGCAAGUGCCGGUCUUGGUAUCGGCCUUGGUGCUGGUCUUUCUGGAUCACAAGGAUCGUCUUCUAGUGGAUCAUUCGGUUCGUCUGGUGCUUUUGGCUCAGGUAGUGCCGGUGCAAAUGCAGGCUCUGAUGUAUCAACCAAGGGCGGUUCAGCUGGUGCAGGUGGAAGUUCAAAUGCUGGUGCUUCAGCUGGCAUUGGUGCUGGUAUUGGUUUAGGAGUUGGCGCAGGUCAUGGUGGUCAACUUUCCGGCAGUUCUGCUGGAUCAUCUGGUGUAUCUGGCGGUUCCACUGGAGGUUACGGAGCUUCUGGUUCCCUGGGUGGUGCUCAUGCUUCUGGAUCCUCAGGUGUCUUAGCUCAUUUAGGUGGAUUAAUUGGAGGUCUUCAUAGUACUGUUCACGGAGCUACCGGAGGCUUAGGAGCUAUACAUGGUAACGCCGCUGGCUCAUCAGGCUCCGGAUCUUUAGGUGGUCUGCUUGGAGGUAUACAUGGCGGCUUCGGUUCUAGUGGAGCCAGUUCUCAAGCUUCUGCUUCGGGCUCUUCAGGUUCUUUUGGUGGCUUAAAUGGCGGUUACGGUUCUGGCCUAUCUGGUUCUUUGGGAGGACAUAGAGGCAGCUAUGGUGGUGCUAGUGCCACUGCUAGUGCAUCCAGUUCCUCUGGUUUUGGUCAUGGAUACGGCCGUUAAACAAACAAAUCUCAUGUUCUUUUAGUAUCGUAAUAAAUAAAAGUUGUAUGUUUAAGGCAUUUUGUUAACGAAAUAAAUAUUUUUUAAAGAAAUUA
Messenger RNA from Calliphora vicina (urban bluebottle blowfly), 3532 nucleotides. Its product is annotated as fibroin heavy chain-like. The transcript is spliced from 5 exons. The coding region runs from base 75 to 3437 and encodes 1120 amino acids. The record is from RefSeq and is a predicted model, not a curated record. Lineage: Eukaryota; Metazoa; Arthropoda; Insecta; Diptera; Calliphoridae.